AGUAUGUAAACGCUAAAAGUCAACAGUAAGAUAAGCCAGAGAGGCGUGACGAUGUGGUUCAGUUGGCGCCUGCGCGUCGCGAGUAUACUCUACAGCGCUUGCGUGGUUUCACCAUUCCCAACCGGCAUCGACGGAGCGGGUAUCGCUCACAGGUGUUCUAUCCUCGACCAUCAUGAACGCUAGCCAGCUCCGUCGACUCGCCUCACCGAUUCUUAAGCCCUCGAUAUGUGCCUGUUUUCGACACUACAGUCAAGUGAGACCCGUCUAUAUAAUUGAAAACUCUGAUAAAUGGCGCAACUCAGCACCCAACUUCUAUUCGAUUCAAUCCGUCGAUAUAAGGCAGUAUUCGUUCGUGCAUAACAUCGACCCUAAAUCAGUCCGAGAUGGUCCACAUAAGAAUGCUGAUGAUGUCCUAUUUGAUAUGUUUAAGAAUGAAGAAACAGGAUUACUUCCAGUUGGAAAAUUUUUGGCCGCCCUAAGAACCACCGGGAUAAGAAAAAACGACGCACGUGUUAAAGAGGUAAUGCAUAGCCUGUACAAAGUUCACAAGGAAUCUAAUUUCGAAGGAGGAUCUCCAGAAACACUGAAACUUGAUCGAAAGACCUUCAAAGAAGUUAUUGCACCAAAUAUAGUAUUGAUAACUCGAGCUUUCCGAAGUCAGUUCGUAAUUCCAGACUUCCAAGAUUUUAUCAAGGACAUAGAGGAAAUGUACUGGGCUGCAAAGAGCAAUACUGAUGGUAAAAAUGCGAGCUAUAUCCCGCAAUUAACGAGAGCCAGUCCCGAGAGUUGGGGCGUAAGUGUUUGCACAAUUGAUGGUCAACGUUUUUCUAUUGGUGACGUGACCGUGCCAUUUACUCUUCAAUCUUGCAGCAAGCCUUUGACUUAUGCAAUGGCCCUUGAAACUCUUGGUCCUGACGUAGUGCACAACUAUGUUGGCACAGAACCUAGCGGACGGAACUUUAAUGAAUUGAUCCUCGAUUAUAAUAUGAAACCACACAACCCUAUGAUCAACGCUGGUGCUAUUCUUGUUUGUUCAUUACUAAAAACGCUGGACAAACCAGAAAUGACAUUGGCUGAAAAAUUCGACUACGUAAUGUCGUUCUUUAGUCGCCUUGCUGGGAAUGAGGUGUUGGGCUUUAAUAAUGCAGUAUUUUUAUCGGAACGUGAAGCCGCCGACCGAAACUAUGCUCUGGGUUUUUACAUGAGGGAACACAAAUGCUACCCCGAGAAAACAAAUCUGAGGGAAUGUAUGGACUUUUAUUUCCAGUGCUGUUCCAUGGAAGCAAACUGCGAUAUAAUGUCAAUUAUGGCGGCAACUUUGGCUAACGGAGGAAUUUGUCCGAUAACUGAUGAAAAAGUAUUGCGGCCAGACUCCGUGCGUAAUGUGCUGUCGUUAAUGCACAGUUGCGGCAUGUACGACUACUCUGGACAGUUCGCUUUCAAAGUGGGACUCCCUGCCAAAUCUGGAGUAUCGGGCGCCAUGCUUAUUGUGGUCCCAAAUGUUAUGGGCAUAUGUACAUGGUCACCGCCUCUAGAUCCAUUGGGAAAUAGCUGCAGAGGCUUACAGUUCUGCGAUGACUUAAUUAAACGAUUCAAUUUCCACAAAUACGAUAACAUUCGUUACGCGAGCCACAAAAAGGAUCCCCGCCGAUACAAGUUCGAAUCCACAGGACUUAAUAUCGUCAACUUAUUGUUCUCUGCUGCAAGUGGAGAUCUCAGUGCACUGAGAAGGCACCACCUGUCUGGUAUGGACAUGACUUUGUCGGACUACGAUGGACGGACGGCUUUGCAUUUAUCCGCUGCUGAGGGUCAUUUGGCGUGCGUCGAAUUUUUGCUCGCUCAAUGUGGAGUACCUCAUGACCCGCGAGAUCGUUGGGGCAGUCGACCUCUAAAUGAAGCCGAAACAUUUGGACACACUGCCGUUGUUCAAUAUCUGAAGGAAUGGGAACGCGCUCACCCCGAAAACCCCCCAGUAGAAUCACCAUCCUCAGUGGACGAAAUACUCGUGACUAAGCCAGAUGCUACCGAUGCUGUAAAGGAUCCCAGCAUCCAGGAGAUAGUGACCAGAAAUGGAGAUAAAGUACAAUAAUACAGUAGAAUCUCAUACAUUUAGUUGUAGAUCUCAGUAACCUAAAAUAAAAAUAACCACGGCAUUUCACGCCAUUGUAUCUCCAGAAGAGGUGAUUUAUACAAAUCAUUUCGUUUUCAUAAUAAUGAUUCGUUUACUAAUGUUUAAUAUCGAAGUACAAUUUUUACAACAAUGCUUUGAAUGAGUUUUAAAUUGAAAAUUAAUUAUGUAUUUGUGUAAGUACACAUCCACGUGUCAUCUUCGGUGUAAAAUAGUAAUUACCUAUAUGACCUAGGUAUUUUUAUCCGAUUUCAUAAAAAGGUUUCAAAUUAAGUUUUUUAAUAAAGCUUGCUAUCUCAGAACUCUGUCAUUUAUUUUGGAAUUCGAAAUAAUAUACAAUCAGUUUCGUCUCAUGAAAUUUCAUCAAAAUCCGCUCAGUAGUUUGGUUUUUAAAUCUAAAUAUGUAGUUGGAAAAAGUAAAUAAUCGAUGCAAGCUUUAUUGUGUAUUUUGAUUUUUAAUGAGCGACUAUUUAAAUUGUUUUUUUUAAUUAACAGAUGAUUUUGAAAACCGUGCUCAUAAAUUACUGUUUUAUUUACGUUAAGGACAAUAUAGGUGGAAUUUCAUCACUGAAAAUUUUAUGUACAAUUUAUCAUAUUUCUGCAUGUCUUUAAAUUUAUAAGUACGAUUGUAUUUAAAUUGCUUAUAAACUAUAAACGCCACAUUUCCAGAGUUAAAAUCUGUGUUAUAUUUUUUUAACAUUCCAUUUUUGAUGACAGACGCAAUGUAUGUCUUUUAAAUACUGCUUGUCGUUUAGCUAAUGGUUUAUAACGUCAUCCUUUUAUAUAAAUACUAAAGUUGGUAAGUGGGAAUGUUAAAAAUGUUGCAUUACACACGUUUUAAUAAAUACGCAAAGACAAUAAUUAUAAUGUUAACAAAACAAUAUUUAGUAAUUAUAGUUCAUGUGUAUUAAUGUUGUCCAUAUUAUGUAUAAGUCAA
This is a messenger RNA of Bombyx mandarina (wild silkworm), 3065 nucleotides long. RefSeq names its product glutaminase (gene GLS). The record is from RefSeq and is a predicted model, not a curated record. Gene Ontology annotation, biological process: L-glutamine catabolic process. NCBI's taxonomy places the organism in Eukaryota, Metazoa, Arthropoda, Insecta, Lepidoptera, Bombycidae. Gene Ontology annotation, molecular function: glutaminase activity; protein binding.